Messenger RNA from Chironomus riparius, 1141 nucleotides. NCBI's taxonomy places the organism in Eukaryota, Metazoa, Arthropoda, Insecta, Diptera, Chironomidae. The record is from the annotation of a GenBank genome assembly.
AAAAUUCAUUCAAUAACAACAAGUGUUUUAUUAAAGUAAUUAAAAUGGUUUCAAAAGUUUUUUGGAUUUUAACAAUUUUCGUGAAUUUCUCUGCAAUUUUCGGUCAGGAUGAAUUUAUAGAUUGUGAAUACUUUGUGAGCCUUUCAAAUGAGUAUACCUGUUGGUUAGCAAUCUACAAUCCAAAUGGACUUGACAACUUUACUGACGUGACUGGAACGCAUUUGCCUGAAAAAUCUGAUGAUGAUGUUCAAUUCAUUUCAAUAAGAAUGAUUCCCAUAACUCCAAUAUUUCCAUCAAUAAUUUGUGAAAAAUUCAAAAAUCUUAACACUUUAAAUAUUCAUAGUGCUGGAUUGCAGACAAUUGACGACAAAGCAUUCGAGAAUUGUAAAAAUAUAACGAUUUUAGACAUAUAUGCCAACAACAUGUUAAACAGAAUUGAUGAAAAUUCUUUUAUUGAAAACUUGGAGCUGAAAAAACUUCAAAUUAAAGUUACAAAUUUGUCAUCACUGCCUGAAAAUAUUUUCAAGAAUCAACACAAACUAGAAAAUUUGUGGCUUAGUGUAAAUAAGUUCAUAGACCUUCCAAAAAAUAUUUUUAAGCCAUUAAAAAAUUUAAGGACGAUUGCAUUAAAUUCAAAUUUGUUAACAACUUUAAAUCCUAAAUUACUAGAACCGCUUGAAAAUCUAGAAUAUUUAAAUUUAGACGACAAUCAAUUUGAAGAACUUCCAGCAAAUAUAUUCAAUUCCUUCACAAAUUUAAAAGAAAUUGGAUUGAAUCAAAACAAAUUUAAAGUCAUUCAUUCCGACUGGUUUGGUAUUUUACCGAACUUACAAAGCAUGUAUUUAUAUACAAAUCAAAUUAUUGCGAUUGAUGAAAAAUUAUUAGAUAACACGGGACUUAAUGAAUUGUAUGUGCUUAGAAAUGUCUGUGCUGAUAAGAAUGUACAUGAUUAUUCUGAUUCUAAAGAACUCUUGAGGUCGGAGUUCAAGCAAUGCUUUGAAAAUUAUGAAAAUCUAUUUCCAAGCAAAAGCGAUGACUAAAAGACAAUUUGUAUUUAGAUCAAAGAUUUGGAACUAAUUAAAAUGUGAUUGAACAGUUUUGCAUCCUUGGCUGAGCAUCAUAACGUGUCAUUAGUUUUGCA